Saitoella complicata NRRL Y-17804 is the source of this 1788-nucleotide messenger RNA. RefSeq lists its product as uncharacterized. The record is from RefSeq and is a predicted model, not a curated record. The transcript has 5 exons. Lineage: Eukaryota; Fungi; Ascomycota; Saitoellomycetes; Saitoellales; Saitoellaceae. Bases 102 to 1622 code for a protein of 506 amino acids.
CAUUGGAGUCUUCACUCGUUCACCAAACCUUCAUUCUGUUUUCUUGAGCUUGUGUGUUUCGUUUUCGUUUUACCUCCUUUUUCUGUUGAGUGGUGGGCAGGAUGAGCAGCUUACACACGUCUCGCUCGAUGAACUUCUUCGGGAUUGAUAAGCCUGAAUGGUUGCAGCCGAAGCCGAAGAGGAUGAUGUCGCAGCAGUUUGGAGCAAGCAAGAACAGUAAGGCGAGAAGCCAAAGUACAGGAGGUGUUCUGAACGACGUCACUGCUGGUGUGAACAACUCCAAACCUCCGACCUCACGCCAGCCUCACGCCCGCAACCCUUCCAUCCCUUCUCCGAAGCUCGGAGACGAAUCCUUUGCGCAGUCAGUGAGCACAACCCUCGCCUCUCGCGGCAUCAAGGGCUUCUCCCAGAUCCUCGGAGCACGCCGCCUCGCACGCAAAUCUUCCGCGCUCAACUUGAAUCUUGGCAAUGUUAGUCAAGGGCUGAGUCUGAGGUUCUCUUCGAGUAAUCCGAUGGUGAAUAUCGUUCCUCCCAACGAGAACGCACUGGUUGUCGAGAGCAACGAGCCGGAGAAGCAGAGGACGCCUAGGGCGCAGAGUUUGCCGUUGAAUUUGAUUACGCCGGCACAGGCGAACACACUCGCUGGUGAUCCUGGAAGCCGUAAUCGGAAGCAUCUUCAGAUUGAUGUUUCUCUCACGAAACAGCAAAAAGCACCGCCCUCUAUCGUCGACUCCGCCUCGGCCGUUAGCGUUCCUCGUCCCAGCGCUGAAGCCGAUUUCUUCACGUCACCGUCGAGUAGUGGACAUUCGAAUUUGUUCUCUCCACUCGAGUUGCAGUUUGAUCGCCCUACAGCUACCGCGACCACUGUCCCCAGUCUCUACGCCCCGUCACUCCACCCAAGUCUCGAACAGGCCCGCGCCACGUCAUCGACGUCCUUACCGCUCCCUCAGAGUACGGGGCAGGAAAGCUCGAUCGGACAUGGGUUGUUGCCUGGUUUGGCUAUCGCGCAGGCGUUUGCUAUGCCUGCCGGUGUGUUGUGCAAUAUGCAAUCUGAGAUGGAUUUACGUGCUUUGAAGGGUUUGUGGGCACGUCGUCGUCAACCCAGGAAGCGGCUUCCUUUUGCGAGUGGUGCGGGUGAGGGGUCUGCGAAGGAUCCUGCGAAGGUGUUUUCGCCUCCUGCGACUCCGGGACCGGUUCCGCUUAGCCCGGCGUUCAGUGAGAUGAGUGUUUGGGAGGAUGACACGGAUGAUGAAUCCUCGUAUUCGGAGGACGAGGAUGGGAAGCUUCCGAAGAAACUCAAAGCUGCGGGGGAGUUUUUGAGGAAACAGAAAUCGUUGCCGGCAUUGUUUGGGAGGAUGAAUCUUCAGGCGAAGAAGUCGCUUGAGAUGUUGACUGCGAGACCGGGGUCGAGAGCAAGACCGGGUUCUGGGGUUAGCUUUGUUGUGGAGGAGAUCAAGGCACUUGGGGAGAGAGAUGUGUUGCAUGUUCGUAAUAAGGCUGGGGCGGACGUGCUUGUUCUUAGCUGUGAGGAUGGAAAGACUUGGCCGGCUGCGGGGACUGCGGAGUUGGUGGUGUCGGAGAUGAUAUCGCCACUUGGUCGUGAACCUGAUGAGGCUUCUUGACCCUAUUGACGGAGCACUACCAUAAAUCUGAGCGCUCGCUGGCGAAGUGGGAUCGUGAGGUGAUGCAGAAACGUAUGCUCAAGAUCUUGGAAACGUGGAUCAAGACGCAGCCUGAGAAACUCAUCGGAUGUGAAGAGACGAUUCAGGGACUUGAGGAGUUUUGUGA